This is a messenger RNA of Lachancea dasiensis, 666 nucleotides long. The record is from the annotation of a GenBank genome assembly. Lineage: Eukaryota; Fungi; Ascomycota; Saccharomycetes; Saccharomycetales; Saccharomycetaceae.
AUGCAAAGCGGCAACCGGUUUGACGUCCUGUCGGGUGGAAUAGAGGACCCCAACAUUAACGAUGAACUCAGAUUCCAGAUCGAACACUUAGGGACACUAUCAAUAAAUGAAGUUUUCGACUUGAAAACGAAAGUGGAGAAUGAACUGGAAAGUCUUUUCGACCAACUAGAGCUACAAGGCGCGGAUUUAAAUUCAAGCCUCGUUACACCAGAAGGUUAUCCUAGGUCAGACGUAGAUGUCUUACAAGUGAGGUUAUUGCGACGUAGCAUCAAUAGCUUGAGGCAUGACUUAAGAGAUGUGAUAGCUAAAUCUCAAGAGCUUUUGACAAAACAAUUUCAAAUACUUGCCGCCAAGACCCAUCAAAUUGAAGAUGAUUGUCGAAUCAGGGAAUACCGAGUACCGUUUGCAUUGGUUACAGAGGUAGUUCCGGAGAGCCCAUCACAAAUAGCCGGACUAGUGGAAGGUGACAAAAUUGUCCGUUUCGGGGAAAUACAUGCUGGAAAUCACCGUUCCCUGACAGCGAUCGGGCCUCUUGUAAAGAAAAGUCAAGACUUGCCGCUUUUGGUCCGCGUCUUGAGGCAUGAGCAAUUUUUUGAUCUGACAUUAAAACCGACAAAUAAUUGGAUAGGUCCUGGGUUGCUAGGUUGUAGAUUGGUACAUGUUUAG